AUGGGUCUCGUUGCCAGGAAAACGGCUCUUGCCGCCGCCCUGCUAGCAACCGCCACGGGCGUCACGGCAGACACCACCAAGCACUGCGCCGGCGACGCGCAGGACGUCUGCUACACCGUCGGCGUGCCGGGCUCGACCUCGUCCAGCGGCUCGGGCAACAUCUACUUCCAGAUCAGCGCGCCCGCGAGCUACGAGUGGGUCGCGCUGGGCACGGGCUCGCGCAUGGCCGGCUCCAACAUGUUCGUCAUGUACCAGGACGGCCGGGGCAACGUGACCGUGUCGCCGCGCGCCGGCGCCAACCACGUCAUGCCCCGCGUGGACGCGAGCGCGACGGGCGCCAAGCUGACGCUGCUCGCCGGCAGCGGCGUGGUGGCGGGCGGCGGCAGUGGCGGCAGCGGCAGCAGCAUGAUGGUCGCCAACGUCGCGUGCGCCAACUGCCAGGCCUGGUCCGGCGGCGGGUCCAUGUCGCCGUCGAGCACGAGCUCCGGCUGGAUCGGGGCCUGGAAGAAGGGCGGCUCGCUCGCCAGCGCCGACGCGGGCGCCGCCAUCUCGGUCCACGACGACACGACGGUCUUCAAGCUCGACCUGACCAAGGCUGUCAUCGGCGCGGACGCCAACCCGUUCGUCGCCGGCGGGAGCACCUCGGGCGGCGGUGGAUCAGGCUCUGGGACCGGCACCGGCUCCGGUUCUGGCACUGGCACUGGAUCGCCUGAUUCGGGCAACUCCGGGGGUGGCGGUGUCACCGUCGUCGGAAGCAAGCCUAGCCAGGCCGUGCUGACCGCGCACGGCGUCAUCAUGGCCCUUGUCAUGGUCGUUCUCUACCCGCUCGGCUCGCUGCUCAUGCCGCUGAUGGGCAACUGGGCCGUCCAUGCCGCCUGGCAGUUCAUCUCCUUUCUCCUCAUGUGGGCCGGCUUCGGUCUCGGUGUGGUCUGUGCCAAGCAGAGAAGCAUGCUCUUCGACCAGAACCACACGAUCCUCGGCACGGUGGUUGUCUGCCUGAUGGCCAUCCAGCCGUUCAUGGGUUUCUGGCACCACCGCCACUACGUCAAGCACCAGGCCCGGGGCCUGGUCAGCCACUUCCACAUCUGGUGGGGACGCAGUCUCUUGAUCAUCGGGGUCGUCAACGGUGGUCUGGGUCUGCAGCUGGCGUCGGCUUCGAACAACCUCAUCAUCGCCUACUCGGUAGUUGCAGGAGUCAUCUUCCUCAUCUACGCCGGAGGCAAGUCGUUCGCCUCGAUCCGCAAGAGGAAGGCCCCCGCCCAGAACAAGGAGCUGAGGAAUUCAUCCUCGCGGGACAGCGCAGCAACCCAUACCCCGAGGCGGCCCUACCCGUAA
Molecule: messenger RNA, 1335 nt
Organism: Thyridium curvatum
Lineage: Eukaryota; Fungi; Ascomycota; Sordariomycetes; Thyridiales; Thyridiaceae
Exons: 3
Coding region: 1-1335 (444 amino acids)
Source: RefSeq, a predicted model, not a curated record